This is a messenger RNA of Prorocentrum cordatum, 2243 nucleotides long. The record is from the annotation of a GenBank genome assembly. Lineage: Eukaryota; Dinophyceae; Prorocentrales; Prorocentraceae.
CGCGUGUCUUGUCCAUGCUGGCGGCAACAUCUCUGCUCAGCGGGUAGGGGGGAUAUCGGCGGGGCCAUGGUUAGGCUGUCCGAUACGACAGAGGUCCGCUGGCAGAGUUCCAGGCAAAGACACGAGUCCCUCCUCAUCCUUCUUUUCCUCCUCUUCUUUCUCCUCCUCGUCCUCCUCCCCCUUCCGAAUCCUUCUCGGUCGCCGCCAGGGCGCUCCACGCAACCGAGCUGCCUCUCGGUUACAGUGCCGGAUUUGCCUGCAUUCCGCCGCUGUGCCUCCCCUUUCUCUGCUUGUCGUGUUAUGCCGCCGCACCGCCACGCACCCUCGCCCAAGCCAGGAUGGCUGAGACCGAAAGAGUCUGCGGCAGCGGCGCUGCCCGCGGCGGCGCCUGCCAGCGCGAAGGGCUCCGGGUUCGCCGUCGGCCAGAAGAGGAAGUGGGAAGAUAUAGAGCAACCUCCUGCCGAUGAACGCCGACCGUUGAGGCUGAAGUACAACGGGCCGCAGGCGCUUCCGUCUGACAACGUCUACGUCACAGGGAUCCCUUCUUCUUUGGACAAAGAUGCCUUAGCCGCUCUAUUUGCUGAGCACGGCUUCACUGUGCAGCGUGCUCGGAUAAUGCCUGACGCCUUGGGAACUGGGUAUAGCGCAGGCAUGGUGCAGUUCGGAGACCAGUCUGAGGCUGCGGCUGCCAUUGAGGCCUUCACUGGUCUUGUCGUAGAUGCACCUCCUUUGCUGGAUGCGGAUGGAGUUCCGAAGGGUAUCGGAAGUGCGGGUUGGAAGGGCUCCAAGGGAAAGACUUCGAAAGGUGUGCCCAGUAAGGGGAAAAGCUUCCCCAGUGCUGCAUCGACAGGUUCAUGGAGUGAUGGGAAGGGAAGCCCACUAGAGUGGUGGGGCAGCAGCAGCGGUGAUUGGCAGGACGCGGGCGAGCAAGGUAGCCUCGACAGCUCGUGGGGCGGGGGCGGCAAUGGCGACACCCGGGACUCGUGGAGCGGAGCCUCGACGGGCCAGGCCAAGGGCAAGAGCUCGUGGAACGGACUGCCCCAUGGGGGUCACGUCGGCGGGCCUGUUGGUGGGUGGAGCGGGGGCGGAACGAAAGGGGCCCCAAAGGGGAGCGCGGUCUCCGUCGACGGCUGGGGGGGCUCGGGCAAGAAGGGCAAGGGCGGCAAGGAGGGCAAGGGCUCCGGGAAGGGCGGGUGCUUCUCUGGUGCCCUGACCGUGAAGUUCAAUGGCCGUGAUAAUGUACCGUCGGACAAUCUGUAUGUGCAUGGGUUGCCAAACACGAUUCAGGAUUACACGCUCAGGGAAAUAUUCCAAGGACAAGGCUUUGAAGUAGUUCAGGCCAAAGUUCUUCACGACACUCGAGGAGCUGGAGUUUCUGCCGCUCUGGUGAGGCUGAAGUCAAUGGAAGAUGCUGCACUCGCGAUAGAGAUGAUGAACGGCAAGACCCUCCAACCGAAUGAAAACGCAAUGGGGGCAAUUGCGGCGCCGUCGAUCCAGAAGGCUCUGUUUGUGAAGUACGCCGGGAAAGAUAGCCUGCCGUCCCAGAAUUUGUACAUGAGCAAUGUGCCAGCAGUCAUUGACCAGAACACUCUGACUGCGAUGUUCACCAAUGCAGGUUGCACUGUUGUCAGGACGAAGAUAAUCUAUGAUCAAUGGGGAACAGGAUACAACGCAACCAUGAUUGAGUUGGGCUCGCAGCAAGAGGCGGCGGCAGCCAUCGAGGCCUUCAGUGGUCAAAUUCUCCAGAUCGAUGAGUCUACCGGGGACCUCACUCUGGCAACAUUCGCCACGUAGGUGUGGACUGGACAAUGGGCCGCAACAACUGGGUCUCGUGUGAGGAAGGCUACAGAGAUUUACGCUGUACGAGCCUUAUUGCUCGCAUGGCCCAGGUUCGACCGCAGUAAGCAAUCAGCAAUCAUCGGGGGAUAUGAACUGCCAUAGCCUUGGCACGCAUGAUUUUAUGAGUGCACGCUUUUGCAAUCCCUUCCACUGAGCAUGAGGAACAUUUCAUAGCUUGCCAGUCGUCCACGCAAUUCCUGUGCCCCUCUCCCCUUUCCUUACUAUUCUUCGUCGGAAGGCUCCAGGGUUCUGCUCAUCUACAGGAAGUUGGUUUGCGACCCCCCCCCCAUAAUUACCCGCAUUGGAGUAAUGCCGUGCAGCCAGCCUUUCCCAAAGUACAGGGGCGCGGAGAGAAAGUCCACCUCUCUCCGUUCCCCUUCCCGUCCCCCGCCUCUCUUGCCCCC